Cotesia congregata is the source of this 1031-nucleotide messenger RNA. The record is from the annotation of a GenBank genome assembly. Lineage: Eukaryota; Metazoa; Arthropoda; Insecta; Hymenoptera; Braconidae.
AUGCAGAAAUCCUAUUUAUCAAUAAUCAACAUGGCACUUUUAUUUUCUUUUUUUUUGUAGUCUCCAUUUUUUUGCAUUCCACCAGUGUGUUUGUUUACAAUUUUUUUUUUUUCAACAAGAUUAGACUAAAAAUGUCUAAACAAGACAAAAUAGUAUUAAGCUAUCACGACAGCUUGCUGAGAAACAGCGACGUAUUUUUAUUAAAAAAUUCACAUUGGCUCAAUGAUGCAAUUAUUGGAUUCUACUUCGAAUACCUAGAGCAAACUCUUGAAUCUAACGAUAACUCAAAAAAUAUAAAAUUAUUUAGUCCUGAAGUAACUCAGCUGCUGAAGAUGACAGACCAGGAGUUCCCCUUCAUUUCCACAGACAUGGAUUACAUUUUCUUCCCUCUGAACAAUUGCAAGAACUCUGAUGCAGCUGGUGGGUCCCACUGGAGCUUGCUGGUGUAUUCUAAAGCUGAAAAAACUUGUUUUCACUUUGACUCUGCUCAUGGAAAUAAUAAUUCUGAGGCUCGUUCGUUCGGGCUUAAAAUAUCAAAGCAGUUGCACGGUGACGAGGCUGCGAGAUUUAAAAAUGUUCAAUGUCCGCAGCAGGACAAUGGUUAUGACUGUGGUAUUUUUGUACUUUGUUUCACGGAUGCUAUUUUGGAGCACUUGAAAUCUAGUCCAAGUGUUGAAACUUGUAAUUUUUCUAAAGUUAAAUCUUUAGGUAUAGAUAAAAGACGGAAAUUGCUUGAUCUUAUUAAGAUAUUAAGUCAAGAAAAUAUUUUCAGAUCCAUGUUUCCUGGAGUGACAAUCAAGAAUUAUGCCGACGCAAUGUCAGCAGCAUUGAAAGCGGCUGUAAGUCGAGUAAGUGCUCGCCAAAAAUCUCUGAAGGACAGAUCAAAAGAAACUCCUCACCAAACACCACGAAAAAAGAAAAUUGCCGCCGACUUUUACGAGGGUAUUUACAAACGUCAUCCUGAAAAUAUUAACCCUUCUCAGGGCUACGAAAACACUCCACCCGAGAGACAAGUGAUGAGAGAUUCAUAG